AUGGGAGGGCUUCCUCGAAGGGCCCCGGUCCCAGCCACAAUAGCAUUGUUGACUCCUCCAACACCUCCUCAAUCCGGUCCGAACCAGAAGAAACCUGCGUCCCAGGGACCCGCCGCAGGACACAAGUGCUCACGAUGCAAAACGAGGCCGAAAUCCGGUUCAGGCAGUAGUCUUUGCAUACGUUGCAAACUUCAACGAGAAUACGGCUCUCCCCGGGGCGGCUUCGCAGCUCCUCGGAAGAAGAUUCCCCCGGCAGCUCAGUCCGUCCCAAAUGCCGUGUCCCCACAAGCGCCAACAACACCGCAAGCUUCCUCGAGUGCGGCAAGGAGUCCCGAUGCCCCGAGCUCCGUGCCAGCAGUGUCAACAUCGGUUGCCGAUGUUGAGCCCCAGGUGCAAGCGGAGGAGAAGGCUCCAGCGAAUGAGACGAUUCAGCUCGAAGUCGUUGGGGAGCCAUUCGAAGAGCUCGAGAACGAGAAAGAUGAUUUCUUGCCUGAGGAUCUGGAUCAAACAAUAGAAGUCGAACUUCUGUCCGGGCAAGGCUUACCGGUUAAUGUGGCGCUACCUGCCGAAAUGAUGGGCCCGAUCGAAACCAGUGGCACUUCGGCGCCGCGAGUCGGAAUCUCACGUCCGCCUCCCGUGGUGUCUCUACCUGAAAUUCCGCCGGCGGAAGUCGCGCCUUCGAAUACUGUUCGCCCGUCUUCCGCCAAGUCGCUUUCCUUCGUGGACGAAGCAAGGAACUCUAUCAGAGUAUACGGACCGCUCAUGGAAGCUGCGUUCGAUGCUCUUCAUGCUUCAACAUCACAAGCGAAGUGGGUUACGGUACUGAGCGUGUAUCAGAAAAAAGCUGUUCUGGCUAAAAUCUUCGAGCGUCUCAGAGCAUUGGAGAGUAAACUCCUGUUCCCGGGUGAACGCAGUGUCGUGGAUCGGCUUUCGCGGAGUGUAGAACAACUGUUCCAAUCGAUGAAUCUCUUGCGCGGUCGAAUGCGGGUCCCCGUGCAGCAGGACAGCAACAACCACCCUAUCAGUCACGGCAGCACGGUGAAUGACACGGCACCGUCCAGUACGCCAACGCCUUGCGACGCCAGUCAGCCCGUCCGCCAGAUGCCGCAAUUCAGUCCCAUGAAUCAAAGUAAUGUCACGAAUUUCUGCAAUCGACCCCAGACGGGGGUUUCGCCUUACCCUCCGUACAGUCAGUCGACUCCCCCGACGAAAGCAGAAGCCGAACCGAGUUUCCAAACUGCCAAAUCGCUCAAAGACGAAGCUGAUGAGGAAAUCAAGAAGAUUCUAGCCAAGCUUCAGAGCGAAGAUCGGAACGUUCCAAAUUUUUCGGGAACUGUUCAGGAACAGCCUUCACAAAUGUAUGCCGAGGCACCCCAGCAGUCGGCUCCACUCGUGAAGCCCAUGCUCCCCCAGCAGCCAGCGAAUAGAACGAUGUUCACGGAAUCUACUGGUUUCAAUCUGCCGCCGGUAGCCAUCCAGAGGAAUUUCCAGAAUCCUCCAACCCUGGCGUACAACCAGAUGAACGGUAGUCAGCCGAGUCACUUCCAAGUUCAAGGAAUGAACAUGUGGGAAACCCCGAUGGCUCCGAACGUGUCCUUGAAAAGUUGUCUGAAUCAGCGGCCGCUGAACGGGUCACACAUGAGACCGACGACUCUGGUCAACCGUUCGAUGAGCAACGACGCUUUCGGCCCGCCUUCGAAACGGCCCUUCUUGAAUCAGGACAGGCAGCAGCAGCAGCAGCAGCAGCCCUGUCCUCCUCAGAUGUCAUCCGGAUCGGCGGUGUCUGCGCCUCAGCUGAGGAAUCUUCUGGCUCGCAAAGUGACUCCCCUGCCCAACGAACGUACCGUCGCGGCAGGACAGCCAAAUCAAAAUUACUACGGAAGCGGCAGACUGAAUCACGCACAAUCCCAAGAGCAACUUCAAUCAGGUUUCAUGAGUAACCUGAACCCCUGCAAUCGAAAACCCACACUACACAUAGACAACUCGAACUCGACAGUUUCAGCUCAAGCCGCUUCGAAUUUCCCCACUGGGAGCAAUUAUUCUCCAAUCUAUACAGCUAGAGAGCAGUUAUUACAGCAGCAACCUCAGCAGUAUCAAGUUCAAACCCACCAUAAUGGGCCUCCCAUGACUCUCGCUCAGAGCAACGAGCACGUCCCGGUGAAUAGUCAGCAGCCAACAGGGCCACAGAACGGGAGAGGUCCGUUGCAAGGUAUCGCAAUCCAUCCACAACUGCAACCUGUCGACCAGGUGAUCUCCAACGAAUCUUUCACUGCCCAUUGGUCUGGCUCCAACAUGGGAGCGUUCAACCUGCGGGGCUAGGAAUAUUUUGUCAAGCAUAUUGAAGCUCCAAGUGUACAUAUCGUGAACGAGACCGCUCCGAGCAGAGCGUU
Messenger RNA from Galendromus occidentalis (western predatory mite), 2390 nucleotides. RefSeq lists its product as uncharacterized. Bases 1 to 2319 code for a protein of 772 amino acids. The record is from RefSeq and is a predicted model, not a curated record. NCBI's taxonomy places the organism in Eukaryota, Metazoa, Arthropoda, Arachnida, Mesostigmata, Phytoseiidae. The transcript has 7 exons.